UUAUUAUCACCAGGAUCAUCAUUUUAUUUGCAAUUAUCACGCGCGUGACAUUUUACGUUGAAGAAAUAAGAAAAAAAAAAAAAAAUUUAAAAGAGAUACAAUAAAAGAAAUUAAAGAAAAAAAAAUUCAUAAUUGUUAUUGGGUUUAUUUGAAUGAAUAUAUAUAAAUUUGCACAUAUAUUAUUUUGUAUUUAUUGAGGGGGGAAUUAAACAAAAAAAAAAAAAAAAAAAAAUUCUGGGCUCGUGAUAAAAAGCUUGACAAUCAGAUAUCUGUAUUUUCACCAAUGAGCGAUGAGUACAGUUGCCUGCUAAGACAAAACUGUGUAACACAAGCAACAAUCAGCCACUGUUUUUUCACAAUCACAAGAAACAACCCACGACAAUAUAAAAUUAUUUACAAAAAAUUUAUUAACACGGAUCAAUACGAAUUAAUUGGAUAUCGCCAUGGGGCUCGACUUCCUGGCAGAUGGAGGUGCAGACUUCGAACAUGCAAUAAGCGUAACAGGCUUUGGAAAAUUUCAUUACAUGCUGCUUGCAAUAUGCGGUUUGAUCUACAUGGACACUGCAAUUGGUGUGACGAUAAUAUCAUUUGUCCUUCCUGCAGCACAGUGUGAUCUUCAAAUGGAUUCGACAUCCAAGGGAUGGCUUACAGCAUCACCAAUGCUUGGUAUGGUAAUUGGAUCGUACAUUUGGGGAUGUCUAGCCGAUACAAAAGGUAGAAAAAUAGUAUUAAUUGCAACAUUACUAAUGGACGGUGUUGUUGGAAUAAUAUCAUCUUUUGUCGGUAACUUCUGGGCUUUCUUAUUCUUCAGAUUCCUCAAUGGAUUCGCUGUCACUGGAGCAAUGGGAAUAUGUUUUCCAUAUCUCGGUGAAUUUCAACCAACAAAAUAUCGUGAAAAAAUUCUCUGCUGGAUGGAGAUGUUCUGGACAGUUGGUGUUAUUGUUUUACCCCUAAUUGCAUGGUUAAUUGUACCACUGGAUUUCACCUACAAAACCGAUUCAUUUUAUUUUAAAUCAUGGAAUUUAUUCGUUGCAAUUUGUGCAUUGCCAUCAUUGAUGUUAUCACUCUGGUUAUUUGCAUUUCCUGAAAGUCCAAAAUUUCUUUUAGAAUGUGGUGAAACUGAAAAAGCACUUGAAGUAUUUAAAUGGAUUUAUGCCAAAAAUACUGGCAAUGAUCCAUCAACAUAUCCAGUUAAAUCACUUCAAGAAAAAUCAAAUUCAAAAGACACAAAUACAAGAGCAUUAAAAUUAUUAAAACACAAAGAUUUAAAAGUACUUUGUUCAGAAGUUUGGGAUCUAACAAAACAGCUAUGUAGACCACCGUAUUUAAGAAACACUGUACUAGCAUGUGCAAUACAAUUUGGACUUACCAGUAGUUAUUACACACUCAUGGUUUGGUUCCCAGAAUUAUUUACCAGAUUCGAGGAGUUUGAAAUUGAUCAUCCUGGUGAAUCAACAUCAGUUUGUAUUGUAUCUUCAUUAUCAGGAAAUGGAACAAUCAUUGAUCCAUAUGGUUGCAAUACAAUAAUUGCACCAAGUGUUUAUUUACACACUGUUUAUAUUGGUCUUGCUUGUAUACCUGGUUCAAUUAUUAUUCCAAUAUUCAUUCAUAAAGUUGGUGCCAAAGUUUUUCUUUUUGCAUCACUUGUUAUUUCUGGAGCAGUCACUGUAGGUUUUUAUUAUGUCGUUAGUUCCGAUCAGAAUCUCAUUCUUUCAUGUGUUUUUGAAGCUCUUACAUCUUUGGGUAUAUCAUUAGUUUACUGUGUUAUUGUUGACAUGUUUCCAACAAAUCUCAGAGUUAUGGCUGCUGCAUUGUCAUUGACAAUGGGAAGACUUGGUGCACUUGUUGGUAACUUAUUAUUUGGUUAUCUUAUUGAUCUUGCAUGUGUUGUACCAGUUGUUAUAUUUGCAGUAUUUUUAUUCAUUUGUGGUAUUUUAUCAACUCAGUUACCAAAAACUGGAAAAGAUACACUGGAUUGAAUACUUAGUUCUAUAUAUUAUUAAUAAAUUUUAAUCUU
Aphidius gifuensis is the source of this 2017-nucleotide messenger RNA. RefSeq names its product synaptic vesicle glycoprotein 2B-like. The record is from RefSeq and is a predicted model, not a curated record. The transcript is spliced from 11 exons. The coding region runs from base 444 to 1979 and encodes 511 amino acids. Gene Ontology annotation, cellular component: membrane. Gene Ontology annotation, molecular function: transmembrane transporter activity. Lineage: Eukaryota; Metazoa; Arthropoda; Insecta; Hymenoptera; Braconidae. Gene Ontology annotation, biological process: transmembrane transport.